AUGGCGCAGCCGCCUGAUCGUCGCGGCUCAGGCCCGGAGCGCCUAGAAUAUCCCAAGCAUGUUCCUGAUCCAGACGGCCUUGCCAUCAUUCCCCCGUUACAGACCUUCGCGCCCGCCAUUUUCCGUCCUAUAAGCAAGGAUGAAGCCUUAUGCGACGUCACUUCGACAACCAAGCUCGAGCUUCUACAAGCAGAGCUUGAAGGCCUUGAUGCUCACGCCAUCAGCACCAACGAAAACUUCCUCGCGCUGUGUAUACGCGAGCGCGAGCGCAUCCUUCAAGAUGGACGGCGCUAUGAAGUCCUCGAAGAUAUAGAGGGUACAGCUGCACCAGACAUCCCACGAGGCGUUGAGCCCGAACAUCUGAACACCAUGAUCGCAAACAUGGAAGCGAAGCCACAUCCGGCGGACACUUACCCGGACACGCCACAACAAAUUCUUCAACCAUCGUUUGAAGGGCCCCAUCGAUCACUGCGCGAGUGUCAGGCCAACGCUAUGAUGGGGUUUGUAUUGCGGUCUGCCCAAAUGGCAGGAGCUCGUGAUACAGAUUUAGUAGCAUAUCGGGCAAAGAUCGAAGCAGAAAUAAAAAAAGAACAACUCGGACAGGAACAGGUUCGCAGAGCCAACUAG
Molecule: messenger RNA, 627 nt
Organism: Fusarium venenatum
Lineage: Eukaryota; Fungi; Ascomycota; Sordariomycetes; Hypocreales; Nectriaceae
Source: RefSeq, a predicted model, not a curated record